Molecule: messenger RNA, 894 nt
Organism: Mollisia scopiformis
Lineage: Eukaryota; Fungi; Ascomycota; Leotiomycetes; Helotiales; Mollisiaceae
Exons: 3
Coding region: 1-894 (297 amino acids)
Source: RefSeq, a predicted model, not a curated record
AUGACAGUCAUCAGUCCACUAGGUUCCUCACUUUCUCUUCUCAAUCGGCUCGAUGGCUCGAAGCUUCCAAGUGGCAGACGAUCUCAAUCAUGUCUUCCUACCAAUAAUCAUAUGGCUGCCAUCGCUGCGGUCCGGUGGCUGUUUGUAGCAAUGUUCCGGUACAUCUUCUACCCCAAGCGUUGGGACAAAGAACUCAUCGCAGAUCUACACAAAUUUGAGCAGACGAAAUAUCAGAAGUAUGAGCCGCAGCUGGUGCUGAAUCAAGAAGACGCCAAGAAACGCUCGAAGGAGCUUGCUAAUGAACAUCAGACCAAAAACCGAACAAAGAUAGAUGUGGAUGAUGGGCCAUUUUGUUGCGGCGAUCUCAGAUUCAAUGCACGGCGAUCGACGAUGAGUGAAUCAGAUCCGAAGUUCGUCCUCGUCAACGAUCUUCUAGAAGCGCUCAACAUUCUCGACAAAGUCCAACUAUAUCUUGGUGAAGUCUCCGAAAAUGCACUUAGAACUAUAAAGACAGUCUACAAAGUCAACCUCUAUGGUCCUCUGGCACCUUUCGAUCCACACUCGACUUGGCUCUAUGCUAAGGCUAGAAACGGUACAUUCUAUGCUUUUAUGUAUUGCGAGACACUUCAACCCUUCAGCUCUGUGGACCGAUAUAUGUCAGUCACUUGUGAAGGAGAACAUUCGGAUCAGCGGCAAUAUCGGAUUGGAGUGUAUGAUGCAGAUUGGAUCACCGAUAAAGCUGGCAAACCAGAAUGGGGCACGUUUGGAGAUAGAAAUUUGGACAAGGUGAUGGCGAUGCCUGCUAAGCUUCAUCUUAAGCUUGAACAUACAACUUUGGAUGGUUACUUUGAAGAUAUGGUUCAGGAGGCCGCAGAAGUCGAGCAAAGCUUCUGA